Molecule: messenger RNA, 1869 nt
Organism: Branchiostoma floridae (Florida lancelet)
Lineage: Eukaryota; Metazoa; Chordata; Leptocardii; Amphioxiformes; Branchiostomatidae
Product: nose resistant to fluoxetine protein 6-like
Exons: 7
Coding region: 887-1840 (317 amino acids)
Source: RefSeq, a predicted model, not a curated record
CCUAAUGUAUUUUAAUAGAUAAACCUUUGAUUGUAACAUGGACGUAAUAUCGCUGUGGGCCAGCUCUAAGCUUUCCGACAUAUAUUCCUUUCCCGGCAUAAAUUCCUUUCCCGGCGUAUUCCCGAUCAAAAAUCAACCUCCCCCGUCACCGCCCCGAAAAUCCACCGCCAGCCCCCUACCCCCAAAACUUACGCCAAGGCCCACAGAGAAGCCGGUGAAGGAAAUGGAGGUAUAGUUUUUGGUAUGUCUUUCUGUCUGUGUGUCUGUUUGUGUUUGUGUUUCCGCAAAUUUGUGGUCUCUGGAUGUAUUAGGAUGAUAUUUGGUAUGUUGGUAGAGGUUGGGAAGACUCGAUUUUGGCCCCCCUGGUAUGUGACCUUGGUACUGCAGCAGAACUUUUUUAGGUCUUCAGUCGGGUAACAAGUGCAAGGAGCCCCGGUAGAAAUCGGAUAGUAUCAGUAACCUCAUGUGUCUGAAAUGGCAAGAAUCAACUGGUAAACACAUCUUCUCCCCAUCUGGCCCGGUACCAAAACAUGUCAGAUGUCAGGCCCAGGUCAAGGCUCCAUGUUUACGUUCUUUGAUUGUCAGUUGCGGAAUAUCCUAUCAAAAUGAGGGUGGGGGUACCUAUGUGAGUCCAUUGAAAACUAACGAACACAUACUGAAUAAUACUCGCCAAAAACAAACUUUUACAAAUUAUUUAUCGUUAUCACCCCCUCCCAAAUACCGCAGCCCCCACUCUGAUGAUCCGCCCUUGCAAAAAAAAAGGUCCGUCAUUCUGUGCCCCCCACUGACCCUUUGAGACUCUCCAAGAGGUGAUGUUAUCCGACCCUGACAAGUCUUGAAGGAAGUCAAAGGAAGCCUGAUAUCUCUUCAGAAAUACGUAUCCGCAAUGGCUGGCAAAGUAGCAGUCUUAGCCACCCUCCUAUCAUUGAUAUUCUACGCGAAAACCACACGGGCAAGUGUUCCUGACAACUCACUCUCCAACACAACGUUAAUGUUAAUGGAAAGUUCCCAUGGACCAGCGGAGAACAUUCCAAUCAACUGGACUGCCUCUUGGGAAAGGCUCGGUGAUGCCGUUAGCCUGUUGUGUUUCCAAGACGCCUACUCGCUAUUCAACAACACGGUGGACUCCGAAACGUACGCUGGCAACGCGAUGAACAACACAGGUAGAGCUGAUGACCAAGAAGAAGGAUUGGUUGAUCAUGACAAUUUUUCGGAAUGCAACGUUGCAGCAAUGCAUCAGGCGAUGUACUGCACCGUGAGCUGGACAGAGAAACCAAAGGUGUCCAACUCCAGUGAUGCUCGCCGGCAAGGACUUUGCGCUCCUAUGUCGUGCAGUGAAAUGGAAGUAGCGCUUCUUGUAAAGACAGGCCUGCUUGGCAUCAAGCCAAACCCGUCAUGGACACCAAGAGAUGUAGACUGUGAGAGGAUUGAAGAUGAUGGGGGAAGCUGGGGAGCUAUGUCGAUCAUUCCAGGGAUAGCUGCCUUAUCCAUCGUCAUUGUUGGUACAAUGUACGAAUUCAUCGUCACUGUGUACUACACAGAGGAGAGGAAGAGAUCUUUGAUGGCUUCCAAAUGCGGUCGUUUCCUCGUGUGUUUCUCGGUGUACUCAAACACAAAGAAAGUGUUUAACACCCGCCAGUUGCCUGGUCAACUCUCAGAGCUCCACGGGAUCCGGGUCUUGAGCUGUCUAUGGAUCAUCCUCGGUCACGUGGAUUAUUACGCCAACUUUUUCAAUAUAGCCAACAGGCCCGAGUUCUAUGGUCGUUACCAAAAAUGGCCGUUCUUUGUCAUCGAUUCCUUCAAUAUGGGAGUAGACACCUUCCUCGUUGUCAGGUAUUGAUCAGCCAAGGCCUGCCAUUGAAUAUCAUU